GUAGGACUAUUUUUCUUCACAGUCGUCAGGUCUUUAAAACCCUAGAAAGAUGUUCGUUUUUCGGUUACCGGAGAUUCUGUUAUCCGUCGGAGUUUUGACGGAGAUCAUCAAAACCCUAUUCAAAUCAAUCUAUUGAUCAAUAUUAAACCUCAAUUGAGUUUAAUCACUGGUGAUCAUCCAUAUCUAGUGGAGGAAGAAGAUCGAGAAACAAAAUUCUGAUUUGUUCGGUCGGAAUAUUUCGCCUUCGGAAUCUCAUCCGGCCGUCUUCGAAACCCUAAAUCCUAUCUUAAUUUUUUCUACUUUCGUAUUAGAGUUCAGGUAUUGGUCUUUGAACAUGGAUCGGGAGGAAGUUCGAUAUUAAUUUAGUUGAGAACGUGAAGUUGAAUGGUCGGCUGUUCGGGUGAUUGGUCUUUUUUAUUUGUGAAGUUGAAGCAGUUAGCGAUUUCAAGAGAAAGAAGCAGUCUUUGAGCUCUGAAAAUCAGAUGCAAACUGUAAUGCAUCUUCCUGGACAGAUCGACGACGUGCACGGCGGUGAUCCACCCCUUCACGUUGCAGAAUCGCAGCCAAUGCGCAUGCAUUACAUGCAAGAGCUCGAGCAUGCGCGACAUCAUAACAAUGGGAAUGCGAUGGAUGAUGAUCAGGAAGAUGGUGGUGGUAGUGAGGGUAUGGAAGGAGAUGUACCUUCCGAUCAUGGCAAUUCAUCAGAUCCACAUGGUUCAAUGCCGUCCAGUGGCCAUUGCGGAAACCAGCUCACCCUCUCCUUCCAGGGUGAAGUAUAUGUCUUUGAUUCUGUCUCUGCAGAAAAGGUGCAAGCAGUGCUUUUAUUAUUGGGGGGCCGUGAAGUUCCUCCCAGUGUUCCUACUCUUCCAAUGACUCCCCACCAAAAUAAUAGUAACAAUACUGCUAAUAGGGGCUUAUCUGAAAUCCCACCGCGGUUGAACGUUCCCCAUAGAAUGGCUUCAUUGAUCAGAUUCCGAGAGAAGAGAAAAGAGCGAAAUUUUGAUAAGAAAAUCCGUUAUACUGUUCGUAAGGAGGUAGCCCUUAGGAUGCAUAGGAACAAAGGACAAUUCACAUCUUCAAAGACUAAUCGUGAUGAUUCUACAUCAGCUAUGACAAACUGGGAUGGUAACCAGCAUUGGGGUUUAGACGGUAAUGAACCUCAACAAGCAGCUGCUUGCCGCCACUGUGGCACCAGUGAGAAAUCUACUCCUAUGAUGCGCCGUGGGCCUGACGGACCAAGGACUCUUUGCAAUGCGUGUGGACUUAUGUGGGCAAAUAAGGGUACACUUAGAGACCUCUCAAAGGCUGUUCCAGUGGCUGUGCAGAAUCCUUCAUCAAACCAGAAUGGGGAGAAUGAAGCUGCUGAGUCUGAUCAGUUAGGUCUUGCAAAUGUUUCAAAUGAGAAUGAUUCUUCAUCUUGACUUCCUUCAUGCCAUCAUAGGCCUCAGAGAGAAUGUAUAUUUAUCGAGUCAUCCGGGGGAAAAUAUGGUGAAAUCCCCCGUUAUAUAAAGUUUGGGGCCUCGGCCCUCAUCAUGAGACAACUUGACAACUUAGAACCAUAAUAAUUUUAUGGGUUAAGUUUUCUUCUCUUGACAAUGAUCUUUUUACCCCUUUCUUUUGGUUAAUUUUGACAAUGAUCCAGUACUAUGAUUUCAGUAGUGAAUGAUUUUCUAGUACUCUACAAUCUUAGAAAUUCAUAUAUGUUUAUAGUAUAAAUUUGAUAGGCUAAUAUAUCAACUGUUAAUUUUUUAUUGUC
Molecule: messenger RNA, 1756 nt
Organism: Macadamia integrifolia
Lineage: Eukaryota; Viridiplantae; Streptophyta; Magnoliopsida; Proteales; Proteaceae
Product: GATA transcription factor 24-like
Exons: 8
Coding region: 483-1421 (312 amino acids)
Biological process (GO): regulation of DNA-templated transcription
Molecular function (GO): protein binding; sequence-specific DNA binding; zinc ion binding
Source: RefSeq, a predicted model, not a curated record